Messenger RNA from Pomacea canaliculata, 2088 nucleotides. Its product is annotated as armadillo repeat-containing X-linked protein 2-like. The coding region runs from base 615 to 1091 and encodes 158 amino acids. The record is from RefSeq and is a predicted model, not a curated record. The transcript has 10 exons. NCBI's taxonomy places the organism in Eukaryota, Metazoa, Mollusca, Gastropoda, Architaenioglossa, Ampullariidae.
CACAUCCGCUUGGGUCAUCAAGGCCUGGAAUGAAUUGAAAGACCGUAUUUUUGUACCUGACUCAACACUAAUUACCUUGUAUUUUUAUAGUAACCGGGAAGUUGUCCUCUCUUUUUAGCUUAUGAUUUUGUAGGAAUACGUGGACUUAUCUACUGCACUACAAUGGUCACUCCACUUCCGCCCGCCAUCACACCCUGCGGAGUCAGACCUGUCGUGGCCAACACUCCAAGCAACAUUGGCCUCAGCCUGUGACAGCUACACUGCUCAGAUGGCUGUUACAGCUUCAUCCAACCCUUUCAGACGUGUGCUGGCCAUCCUGUACCUACUCCAUGCUAUGAUGCCUUGCUGCAACUGCAACUGUGGGAGAGGAGAUUACCAUGGUGACAGCAGAGUUAGAAUCGUAUGUGGCCGCGAGUCGUACCUCGAAAACGCAAUGGUACGUGUGACAUGUGAAGGGGAUGACAUAAAGAUGUUUGCCAGUUACAGUGGUUGCACUUGGCGAGGGGCGCAAAUGGGCCUAUAUUUCUCUUACCAGCACUCCAUUUGCACCCUGAAAGAUAUCAACACCUGCGAAUCGAAGGCUGCAGCAGAUAAAGUCUUUAGCUGCGAACGAGAUGGUGACAAACGGAAAUUUCAUUGCGAUUUCAAAGCAAUUCAGGAGAUCAACAAUGUUGAACUUUACUGUCAUAGAUUGCAAGAAAGCUGACAAUAAUCUGGGGAUCUGUACCAAGCCUUGUGGCUCUCUGAAAGUAUUGGUACCAGCAACUGCAUCACCACCAACUGCAGCACCACCAGGUGCAUCAACACCACCAGGUGCAGCAACACCACCAGGUGCAGCAACACCACCAGGUGCAGCAGCACCUCCACCAGAGAAAGAAUUUCCCAUAUGGGCGUCAGCUCUCAUUGCUACUGGCGGUGCCGGUUUGCUUGCAUGUUUGUUGUGCCUAGCGUGCGGAAAGCGUCGCAAGGCCAAGAGUCCCGGACAACAUCCAGAAGGAGGAGCUACGGGAAAUCCAGAAGGUGGAGAAGAAGCUAAAGGAGACGAGGAAGAGAGUAGCGAAACAAAGAGCUCAGAAAGUACCGAAGUAUAGAUAAGGAAACAAAUAAAUCUUCCCAAGUCACAGACCACUAUAACCCGUCGUCACCAUUUCCAAACCCUCUGGUUGCCAAUAGAAACAACUAGUCGCCAAGAAGAAAUCUUUCUCCCAAGUCUUUUUAAUCAGUUGCGAUGCCACUGGGUGGUUGAGUGUCAGAACAACCAUAAGAAGCAGCAGAAGGUGGAGAUGAAGCACCAGCGGCGGAGUGAAGAACCGGAUUUCUAACGAAACAUCGCAACAAACGCUGGGACCACCAGUGAGGUAGCAACUCCAUCAGCACACCAGAACAGAACUUCUGAUUCUAAUUACUGAUUUGUUUAUACGUACACUUGAUUACGACUUACCAGCAGGUCGUAAGAGGAUGAUAGUACAGGCAACAACAAAAUCUAGUGUGUAUACAUCAAAGGGCAGGUCUCAGCGAUGUCUGUAUUGUUUAGUGAAAACAUCUGUAUUGUUUAGCCAGGGCUCAAUUAGUGUCAAAGCAUCAUUAAACUUUAGAAAGUGUGACAAGUAAUGCGGAUGAAAGAAAAUACUUUACAUAGGGUUGUAAGCAAAACAAAGUAAUCCGCCAAAGUAUGCAUUUUGUUAAAAUUGUGAAAUUCGUCAGUGUAAUCGAUGACUUUCUACAAACGUGUUGCCAGCAGGUAUGGUGUGUUCAAUCAGUAGCACCACGUGACAACCAAAACACACGUUCUCACUGUAAAUAAAGCAUGAAUAUCACAAGACAUAGUGCGGGGGAUGAGGCUCGUGAAAUAUCUAUCAAUAUCAACAUAUGGUUAUCAAUAUUUUAUUCUCUCUCAGUUUAUUUAUAUAUAUAUAUAAACCGCCAUGGGAACAUUUUUCCGACACAGUCAUAAAUUUGAUAUUACGAGUCUAUUUUUAAGAACGUAAGAUUUCUGAUUGAUUACGCCUCGGAGCUCCCCCUAUAUUUUCAAUAACUCUCAGUAUGUUCAGCUGACAUCUUGAAAGAUAAACACAUCCAGCAGCAAGA